AUGUCAAUCAAUAUCAAAAACCCUGAUCCAAAAACCAUAAACGCCGUUUCACGUCAUUUGAAUGAUAAUAUUGAAAACAGUUUACAAACACCUGGUGGUGAUAUCACAAGAGAUUUAUAUAAAUGGGUACAGGAUAAUAAUAACAAUAAUGUGAGUACUCUAAAUAACAAUAACAUAAAUAAUAUUCCAGAUUCUUGUAAUAGUCAAUCUUCAAGACCAAGCAAUACCAAUAUUAACAAUAACAAUAACAACGUUACCAGUGAUAAUUUAACAAACAAUGGUACAACCAACCUUAAUUCCUAUAGAAAAAGAUCGAUGAGUUUUUCAGCUAUAUCAGGCAAUUCAGAGUUUUUCAAUAAUAUGAUACUCAUGCCGAAUUCAAGAACACACUCGAUUGAUCAAAGUUCGAUGAACAAUAACCAUAAUAAUAAUAAUAAUUCUGUUAAUAACUCCAACAAUAGUACAAAUAUGAAUCUCAAUAAUCCUUUGAUUAUGACACAUGAAGAAAUCAGAGCUCCUGGUGGGUUUAGAAGAUCUUUCAUUAUACACAAAAGAAGAGGUAAGCCUUUGUCUCAGGUUAAACCAAACUUUAUAACAAGAAAUUUUAUAGAAUUUCUAACUUUAUACCCACAUUUUGCUGGGGAAGAUCUUUCAGAGAGUGAAAAUGAACACGAAGAAGAAGAAGAGGAGGAGGAGGAGGAAGAUGAAGUUGAGACAAGAUUAGGCGUUCAUACUCGUUUUAAUGUCUCUCCUGAAGACUUAGAAGAAGCUAUUGAAUCAGAAACUGAAAGCUCUUCUCUGUUACCAAGAGAUGAAAGAACAUCAUAUUUGAAACAAAGAUAUAUUAUUCCUAUGAUCACUAACACAAAAUCUAAUCCUGUUAACAGGACUAAGAAAGUUUCAAAACAUAAGGCGUCAACAUUAAAGACAAUUUUACUUCUACUGAAAUCUUUCGUUGGUACAGGUGUCCUCUUCUUGCCAAGAGCAUUCCAUAACGGUGGUUGGGGGUUUAGUUCUUUAUGUUUAUUAUUUUGUGCAAUUUUAUCAUACUAUUGUUUCAUCCUAUUGAUUAUUACCAAGGAUAAAAUUGGUGUGAAUGGAUAUGGUGAAAUGGGGUUAAAAUUAUAUGGUAAUAAAAUGAAGUUAUUGAUUUUGCAAUCUAUUGCACUAUCACAAGUAGGCUUCUCUGCUGCGUAUACUGUUUUUACUGCCACAAAUAUGAAAGUUGUUAUAGAUGGAUUAUUUAAUCUUACCGAUGGCAAUGAUAGUAACUCAAACGGUUCCAACUCCCUAAGUUUAUCUUUUUAUAUAUGGUUGCAAGCUUUAAUCUUCAUCCCAUUGGCUUUAACUAGAAAUAUUGCUAAAUUAAGUGGAACUGCACUUAUAGCAGACUUAUUUAUCUUAUUAGGACUUAUUUCCGUUUACUAUUAUUCAAGCUAUUAUGUAAUCACCAAUGGAAUUCAAUCACAGGCAAUGGUGUGGUUCAAUAAAUCGCAAUGGUCUUUAUUUAUCGGUACUGCAAUCUUUACAUUUGAAGGGAUAGGAUUGUUGAUCCCAAUCCAGGAGUCCAUGAAGAGUCCAGCCCAAUUCCAAUCAACUUUAUCUGGUGUUAUGGUAGUAGUCACUAUCAUUUUCAUAUCGUGUGGUCUAAUUUGUUACUGUGCAUUUGGUUCAAAUGUAGAGACCGUGGUAUUGUUGAAUUUUCCACAGAAUACAUAUUAUACAGCAAUAGUUCAACUGUUAUACGCCCUAGCUAUUCUUUUAUCAACACCUUUACAGAUGUUUCCUGCCAUUAGAAUCUUGGAACAUUGGACAUUUCCCUCAUCUUUGUCUGGGAAAUAUAACCCACGUGUCAAAUGGUUAAAAAAUUAUUUUAGGACAGGUGUUGUGAUAGUCACAAUAGCGAUUGCAUGGGUUGGUGCUAAUGACUUAGAUAAAUUUGUGUCCCUGGUUGGAUCAUUGGCAUGUAUACCGUUAAUCUAUAUUCAUCCGCCACUCCUACAUUUUAAAGCCUCUCGACAGGAAGAACAGAAUCCAAACAAACUAUUUCUUCUUUUGGACUUAUCAAUCUGUAUAUUUGGGAUUAUCAUCAUGCUCUAUACCUCAUGGCAGACCAUUAGCCUUUGGAUAUUUUCACAAUAA
Messenger RNA from Arxiozyma heterogenica, 2142 nucleotides. It is a transcript of the gene AVT3, whose product is annotated as Avt3p. NCBI's taxonomy places the organism in Eukaryota, Fungi, Ascomycota, Saccharomycetes, Saccharomycetales, Saccharomycetaceae. The transcript has a single exon. Bases 1 to 2142 code for a protein of 713 amino acids. Gene Ontology annotation, molecular function: L-tyrosine transmembrane transporter activity. Gene Ontology annotation, biological process: amino acid transmembrane transport. The record is from RefSeq and is a predicted model, not a curated record. Gene Ontology annotation, cellular component: vacuolar membrane.